Paramecium pentaurelia is the source of this 1867-nucleotide messenger RNA. The record is from the annotation of a GenBank genome assembly. NCBI's taxonomy places the organism in Eukaryota, Ciliophora, Oligohymenophorea, Peniculida, Parameciidae.
AAUGGGUAAUUGUGUGACAAACAGAACAAAAAUAUAAACUAAUCUUGAGAAACCUUAGAAGUUGUAUAUUCAUUAAGCAUUCAUGAGAUAAACACUUACAAAUCCAGAGUAUAGUUUAUUAUGAAAAUUGUUAGAUCUCGUAAAUAACUAUUGUUAUUUGAAGACAAUUUCAUUGAGAUGUUUGAUGAAAGUCUUAUUUUUGGAUAAAGCAUGUAUUGGUUUUUGUUAGGUCUGCAAAAUAAUGAAUAGAAGGGAAUUGAAUAUGAAACAAUGCUCUAAAUAUCAGAGGUAUUUGUUUUGGGUAAAUCAGAAAAUGAAAUAUUAAGAUUACCAAAUAGAGUUUCGUUAAUUGUAUUAAUAGUUUCAUUGUUUGGUAAUUUGAAUAUUAAGGAUGCUAUAAAAUAAUUUGCAUCUUUAGAAAUUACUUAUUUAUAGACAACAAAAUGUAUGCAAGUGUUUAUUAAUAUGAUGUUAAGAAAAUAGAAUCUUAAUGAAUAACCUAUAAAAGCAUUUAUAGAUUCAAUUUUCUAAAAAGUUAAUGGUAAUGUUUCAAUUUUGUAGUUAAUUAAAUUCUUUGAUAAUUACAUGUCAUAAUUAGAAGAGAUUGUUGAAGAUUAUUAUUACAAUAAAUUUCUAGGAGAAUAAAAAUUAUUUCGUAAUCCUUAAUUAUAACAUCCAUCUCAUAUAUUAAAUUAAGAAUGGAUAGCAUUUAUGUAUUUGAGUUUCCUGAAUAAAGAUAGUAAUAAAUUAGAAUUACUAUAUUCUACUAAUGUUCAUGAACGAAACUUUGAAUUAUUAUCUCAUCUACUUAUAGAAUGUUAAACAAGUGUAUUAUUCUUAAUUUAAUGUGAAGAAGGAAAUCGUAAAUAUAUUUUUGGAGCAUACACAAAUUUUGAAUGGAAAGAUGAUGCUCAACCUAAUGGUAGUAAAGAAGAUUGUAUAUUUUAAAUGUUACCCUAAUUUAAAGUUUACAAAACUAAAAAUGAUAAAUUUACUAGAUCAUAAUGUACUUACUUAAAUUCAAAACAUUCUGAAUUAAAAUAAGGAAUUGGAUUUGGUGGAGAAUUAGCUAAAGAAUUUAGAGUCUUUCUAAAUUAAGAUCUACUUAAUGUAUCAUGUAAAAAUCAUGAUAAAACUUAUGAACCUGGAGAAUUGAUGCCUCUAAAAUAAGCUAAGGUAUCUAUUCUAGAAGUUUGGACUAUUUAAUAGAUAUAAGGUACUACCUAAUUUAAAGAUUUAAUAUAUUAAAAAAUAGAUGAAUAAAUUGAAUUUGAAGAAUUCGAAAAUCCAUUAGUUCAUUUAGAUGAAGAUAUCAGUUCAUAUAGAUCUGGUGAUCAUCCAUCACUUAAUGAUUCUAUUCAUUAAUUAAAGGAGAAAGAUUCAUGUGAUUGGGAAGGAGAAAGUUAAAGUGGAUUUGAAGAAGAAAUAAUUAUUAGAGGGGAUGGAUUUGAAGAAGUUAAGAAAAAUGAAUAAGGAUUCGAAGUUAUUCCUUUAAAUGAAGCAAGUGUAUAUAAAUUUAAGUAUAUUUAAUUUAGAUCAAUAAAAAAAGUACAAAGGUGUAAAAUUUAGAAAAGUUACCUUAACCACCAUAACAUGAAGAUAAUUAAUUUGAAGAAGUUUUGAUCAAAACAUCUGAAUCUAUGGAUUCUUCUGCACUUCAAAUGGUUUAUAAUGUUGUUUCAGGAACAUUUGGUUAAGCUGAAUCUGAUGAUAAGUAUAUUUAUUAUUAAUCAUAAGUUGGAAUGGUGAUAACUCAGAUUGGAAAGGUAAUGGAUCAGCUACAGGUAAACCUAAUAGAGUUCAAUUAAGUAAAGAUUUAGCUACAAUUACUGAAGAUCUAAAGGAAUCCACAAAUACAUAAUAUUGA